Musca vetustissima is the source of this 1574-nucleotide messenger RNA. Its product is annotated as cyclin-K. Bases 33 to 1574 code for a protein of 513 amino acids. Gene Ontology annotation, molecular function: cyclin-dependent protein serine/threonine kinase activator activity. The transcript is spliced from 2 exons. Gene Ontology annotation, biological process: regulation of transcription by RNA polymerase II; positive regulation of DNA-templated transcription, elongation. Gene Ontology annotation, cellular component: nucleus; cyclin/CDK positive transcription elongation factor complex. The record is from RefSeq and is a predicted model, not a curated record. Lineage: Eukaryota; Metazoa; Arthropoda; Insecta; Diptera; Muscidae.
GCAGCAACAACGUGUUGAAAAUUUAGCGGAAAAUGCCUUGUUGGUAUUAUGACAAGAGCGAGCUGCGUGACACUCCUUCAAUACGCGAUGGUAUACCCUUGGAAACGGAACGACGUUAUCGCAAAGAGGGUGCCCGUUUCAUUAUGACCUGCGGUACCCAAAUGGGCCUCGGCCACAAUACCAUGGCCACGGGUGUGGUAUAUUUUCACCGGUUCUAUAUGUUCCAGUCCUUUAAACAGUUUCCACGUUAUGUGACGGCAUGCUGUUGCCUGCUGUUGGCCGGCAAGGUCGAGGAGACACCAAAGAAAUGUCGCGAUAUAAUUUUAAUAGCCCGGCAAUUGUUGUCCGAUAAUCAUUUCUAUUCGUUUGGCAAGGAACCCAAAGAGGAAGUCAUUACCUUGGAGCGAAUUCUGUUGCAAACCAUAAAAUUUGAUUUACAAGUUGAGCACCCCUACUCCUUUUUGCUACGCUAUGCCAAGUGCUUUAAGGGCGAUCAACAGAAGCUACAAAAAAUGGUCCAAAUGGCUUGGAAUUUUGUCAACGAUUCGUUGAGUACCGUGGUGUGCCUACAAUGGGAACCGGAAAUCAUUGCCGUGGCCUUGAUUUAUUUGGCCAGUAAAUUAAGUAAAUUUACGGUAACCGAUUGGAUUGGAAGACAGCCUCACCAUACCCGUUGGUGGGAUAUGUUUGUUUCCGAUGUGACCAUGGACAUUUUGGAAGAUAUUUGCCAUCAGGUCUUGGAUUUAUAUCAAACGAAUUCCAAAGAAACUACCGAAAGCAAUAGUCCACCUCAGAAACCACCUAGCAGGGCGGAUAGCCCAACUCCCAUGAAAUCCUCGCUGCCCUUGGGGAAUCACAGUGGUUCGCCGGCGGGUAAAACGAAAGGUGGCCAUGGUGGCCAACCCGCAUCCGCGGCGAAUUCAGCAGCGUCAUCUGGUGGUGGUGGCGCUAACCACGAUAUUAACAAUGCACAAAAUAUUAAACCCAUACCGACCAUUGCCUCUAGCAUACCAACUGUACCUCCUGCCUCCAUAGAUCAUCAUGCAGCAGUGCCACCGCCACAUGGUGUGGCCGCCGCAGCAGCCUCUUCUGGUUAUCAUCAUCCUCCGCAUCAUCAUCAUCAUGCCGCUGCGGCCUCUUCACAUCAUAUGUACACUGCCAUGCCACCCAUGGCUGGUCACCAUCCAAUGCAUGCCAUGUAUGCGGCGGGUGGACCAAUGCCACCACCACCCAAUGCCGGCUAUCCGCCACAUCCUCCGGUGCCAAGUGUGGCCGGGCCAAAUUCGGCGGCGGCAGCAGCGGGUGUUAUACCACCUCCCUUACCGCCACCACCACAGCCCAUGGUACCGCCCUAUUAUGGGGCACCUCCUCACUAUGCCAGUGUACCACCAAUGCCGCCAGGUGCUGGAGGCAAUAGCACCGGUGGUGCUCCACCCCCACCACCUCCCGGUGUAGAUCCAACCCAACCGCCUCCACUUACAUCUAGUAGAGGUGGUGGAGGUCACCCUCCUCCCGGAAAUUAUUAUCAGCCCCCACCACCUGGCAGUUAUCCCAGCAGUCGGCAACGUUACUAA